Molecule: messenger RNA, 1531 nt
Organism: Nycticebus coucang (slow loris)
Lineage: Eukaryota; Metazoa; Chordata; Mammalia; Primates; Lorisidae
Gene: KNCN
Product: kinocilin
Exons: 4
Coding region: 798-1172 (124 amino acids)
Cellular component (GO): ciliary basal body; apical plasma membrane; cuticular plate
Source: RefSeq, a predicted model, not a curated record
GAUACCUCUGGUUUUCCUCUUCCUACCUUAGUCAUACUUGCUGUCUCUGGAGCUGCAUCCAAAUCCCCUUCCAUAUCUCCAUCUCUGAACGCCACACACAGGACCCAGGUGCACCUCAGGUCAAAGGGCAGAGGACAGCAGAGGGGCCCUGAGCGUGUGUCCAGAAGUCUCUUCACAUCCCUGGCUUCUGAGUCCAUGUGAAGCCACAAGCAUAUUCUACCCCCUCAGAAACCAACAGUGGAACCUGGCUGACUGCCCAAGUGGCCUCCAGAAUCCAGGUGGCAGCUCACAUUGCAACCUCAUAAAUAACUCAUCACCUCCCUCCUGCCCACACCUCUGAGGAACCCAUGUCCCCUGGACCAACUCUCCCUUGCUCCGCCUCUCAUGGCUUUAGGCUUCCACGGGCCAAGUCUCAGUGGCAAUUGAGCAGGUUCCAGGGAGCAGGGGAAAGGAUGUCCUGGGCAAAACUAGGGCUUUCCUGGAUAGAGGCAGGCAGAGAAGGAUCCCCUGGGGAUCCUUAGAACCCUGGCAGCCAGAAUGUGUCCAGGCAGGGGUCCCAGGAUUAGCCUACAGCUUUAGAGGCCUUAGAGGCCAAAGUGGCUCUGGGGAGCCCUGAGAAAGCUGUGGGAUAGGACAACAGACUAAUCCCAGAUUUCCCAACUCAGAGUCUUACUACCCAGGAACUCCCACCCUGAAGGUGGAGCUCCAACGAGGAGACAUCUGAGAAGGCAGAGACUUCCAGGACGUCUCAGGGGACAGGCCUCACCAGCUGGAGGCAGUGCCCUGGGCAGGCCUGCAUGGAUGACCCCAGCAGCAGCAGAGACCUUUGCUACCUGCAGAUGGCCUGUGUGGCCCUCAGCCUGGUGGCUGGCAGCAUCAUCAUCAUCGUCUCCGUGUCGAAGGCUGCAGCCGCUGUGGGUGGCAUCUUCAUCGGGGCCGCUGGGCUGGGGAUCUUCAUGUUGGCCUACCCCUUUCUGAAGGCUCGGUUUGACCUGGACCACAUCCUGUCUGCCAUAGGGAACCUAAGAAUCCACCCCCAUCCAGGGCCAGACCAUGGGGAAGGAAGACCCAGUAUCAGUGGAAAUAAGGACGAAGCCCGCAACAGCCUGUCCACUGUGAGCAGGACCCUGGAGAAGCUGAAGACAGGGGCCCGGGGGGCUGAGGAGUCCUGAGUCAAGGGCUGAGGGCCGCCCCUGCCAUGCCCGGCCUCCUGCCUGCUGCCCUAUCUCAGAGCCCACCCGGAUUAGAAGAUCCAAACCAUAGAUGAACCAGGCCCUGGAGCCACCAGAGCUGCCUUCACCUGGAUUCCACUGGCAUGGGUGGGGCCUCAAGCAAGGUGUCACCAGAACCCCUCCACACACACACACAUAUAUACACAGAGCUCCCGUUUCAGAUCUUUGGGGUUGGUUGGUUGUUUGUUUGCUGGAGACAGAGUAUCACUCUGUCACCCUGGGUAGAGUGCCGUGUCACCCUGGGUAGAGUGCCGUAGUGUCAUAGCUCCUAACAACCUGGGACUACAGAUACCUGGCUA